AUGGUCACGGUGCCUCUUGAGUCGCAGGCGGGCGAGGCCAAAGAGGGUGAGGAGAAUGAUGCUUUGAGUGUAGCUGCAAGUUUUGGUUUUGAAGCAUCACUGCCUAGUGCACCGUAUUCUCAAAGUGUAGCGUCCAACGAUGGCGCUGGUGGUGGACCGUUGGUUUUACCAGAAGUGACAGAGCCUAGCACUAGCAGCAUUCCAGUGCGGAGUGCGCUGCAGAACGAAAAACUGGUGUCUCCUAUUCAGUUGGGGCUGCCAAAGCUUGACUUGGUUUCAGAGUUGUUCCGGCUGCCAGUGCUGGGACGUUUGUCACACAUUGAAGAUGCCAUGCACGACACGACAUUGAGUAUGAGGCCCACAGCUGAAGGAGUAUACAACAUGCCUUUUGCAAAGAGGCGACUGAUGACAUCCAAACUGGCCAAGUCAGAUGAUGCGAUGCUGACAUCAGCUCUGAAGAAGUUGCGGAACCUGGUGCUUUUUUGGCCUGAGGACAGCCGCUUGGGGAGAACCUUGUUGAGCUCAGCAGGGGCAGUUGUAGGAGAGGAUGUCUUACAACAAUCUCUGCGGGACUGCUUUGCUGGUAAAGCGGUUGCAACGCUUGUCAAGAGAGCUUCUGACUUCACUAGGUUUGCAGAAUUCCAAGUGACCUGCAACAAUGGGAGGCCGCUGAACCCAUCAGAGCAUGACUUGUAUGCCUACCUGUGCUACUUGCGUCAACAAGGAGCUGGGGCCACAGCAGGUGAAUCUUUCAUAUCUGCUUGGAAGUUCAUGCAACACACUGUGGGAGCUGGUGCAAGUGGAACGCCAGACAUUAUCUCUGGAAGAGUCCGAGGGGCGUCCAAAGACUUGAUGGCAAAGAAGCGCAAGCUCCAGCAAGCGCCGCCGUUGCCAGCAGAGGUUGUUUGGAAGUUGGAGGGCCUGAUGACAGAGCGGAUCCAGCCCAAGAUAAAGGCCAUCUUGGGGUUCAUGCUAUUUUGUAUGUUUUCCUGCUCCAGGUUUGCCGACGCUGCACGUGCUCAGAGGCCGGUGAUAUCUCAAUUUCAACAUGUCAUUUUGGUGGAAUCUUCUAGCAGUGAAUACAAGACAGCAUCUGGUGAACGGCGGUCAGUUUUGCUACCACUUGCUGCUCUUGGGACAGGGUUGAGUGGAACAGGCUGGGCGCUAUCUUGGAUGAGUGCCAGAAGACCGUGUGGACUGGGUGCAAGUGAUUGCAUGAUGCCGGCAGACUCUGAGUCCCAAAACAGUUGGCUUGAAAGGAGAAUGACACCGGCUGAGGGUUCCUAUUGGUUGAAGGACCUGCUGACCAUGACGGGCAUGUCUGAGGGUGAAGCUUCUCUAUACUCCACCCACUCCCUGAAGGCCACGGUUUUGAGCUGGGCUGCCAAAUCAUCGACCUUUGGUUGGCAAGAGAGGUUGGUACUGGGGCACCACUUGGAUGAGGAGACCAAAAUAGCGGUAGUGUAUUCGAGAGAUGCCAUUGCUGCAGUGAUGGUGAAGGUCCUUAGAAUGCUGGAGACGAUACGGCAAGGGAUUUUCGACCCGGAUGCAAGUCGAGCUGAGAGAAUUGCAAUGGCAACUGGGCUUACUCAACUCCCUGACAAUUUACCUGAGCAGAAUGACAUGGAGCGUGAGCUGGAAAGGAGACUGGCCUGCGACCAAGAAAACAGCCAGGUGAUUGAGUCAGAUAUCGAAGAGGACAACAUAGUAGAGAAGCCCAUCAAGAUUCCAGGUGAAUCUGAAAUGCUGGCACAAUCAUGCUUUCCGCCCAUUGACCUGGACCAAUGCGUGGUGCACAAAUUAUCUGGGAUAGUGCAUGGAAAGGAGACGACCGCUAGUCUCUUGUGUGGACGAGCUUUAUCCACCAACAUGCGCCCAGUGGAUUUCCCUUGGAGUGAAAGAGACGCUCAUGAAUUUUGUGAGCAAUGCAAUAGGGCACUGCACCGUGCCUGA
Messenger RNA from Cladocopium goreaui, 1953 nucleotides. The record is from the annotation of a GenBank genome assembly. Lineage: Eukaryota; Dinophyceae; Suessiales; Symbiodiniaceae.